GUGAUCAUAAGCGUCCUGUUCCUUCAGGUUGUCCCUAUUUUGAUGACCAUAUCCAAGUCACUCAAGGGGCUGUGCUACUUAUGGCGUUUUAUUAGCAAGCUCCAGCCUGGCUAUUCCACCUCACCACUGGCUGGCACCACCAACCCUACCGACACCGGCCAAACUGGUGAUGCUGCAUCUGCCAAUUGUGGUAGCAAGUGUUUUGGUCCCAAUCUACCUUGGGUUGGCCGGCGGCUGUAUCUUUGCUUCUGCUGGCUAUCACUAUUUGUGGACACCCUUCAGCCUUUAGCCUUUGCUGGUACAUCAAUCUACGUUGCCCUCUACCGGUCCAACGACGACGACACAAACGGCGGCAAGAAACCCAACUUGCUGACUGCAAUUCUUAAUGUUAUGGUCCUGACGUUUCUCGCUACCCUCGACACUUACGUGCUAAAGACCUUCUUGGAGCUUUGGUAUGGCAGCAGCAACCGCGUCUGCAUUGCAAUGAACAUCACGUAUAGGGCUUGCGAUGAGGAUUUAACAUCCACAAGUGAGGACGAUGAGUCAAACGAGGACCAUUACUGGCGCACACGGGCGAGGACGACGAAAAGGGAUGUACUGUACCGGCUGCGUACAGAGGAGAUCGGCAUGGACAAGAAAUGGGAAGCACUGUUCAGCGCCAGUGCUGGGCUGGGCAUUCUUGGCGACUGGAGUCCUAAAAAGAAAUCCUUUUCCAAACCCAACCCCAUAGUCGAUUCUGUGACUCAACACGUGGUAAUCUUCUCGUGGAAGCAUGUGUGCGCUGCUUUGGGCACCUCCCAUGGUGCAGAACAAAGACUGCUCCGCUGGCCUGCUGCUCCCCAAUCUCCAAUUGCUGCUUUCAUCGCUGCUGCAUCUGAUGACCAGUGGGCUUACGAAGUAGACCAGGAGGCGAUCAAGCAGUUGCUGAAGUACUAUCCUGAACAUACGGCGCGUUUCUCCCUGAAGGGCAGCAAUGUCAAUUUGCCGAACUUGGGACUUGGAGAUCGACACAUGGAAUCUCUAAGCAAGAUGCUUCAAAUCAGU
Molecule: messenger RNA, 1044 nt
Organism: Astrephomene gubernaculifera
Lineage: Eukaryota; Viridiplantae; Chlorophyta; Chlorophyceae; Chlamydomonadales; Astrephomenaceae
Source: the annotation of a GenBank genome assembly